This is a messenger RNA of Tarenaya hassleriana, 857 nucleotides long. RefSeq names its product indole-3-glycerol phosphate synthase, chloroplastic-like. The record is from RefSeq and is a predicted model, not a curated record. NCBI's taxonomy places the organism in Eukaryota, Viridiplantae, Streptophyta, Magnoliopsida, Brassicales, Cleomaceae. Gene Ontology annotation, molecular function: phosphoribosylanthranilate isomerase activity; indole-3-glycerol-phosphate synthase activity. Gene Ontology annotation, biological process: L-tryptophan biosynthetic process.
AUGCAGCCGUGGAAGAUUCCGGCGGCUGCCAUCGGAGAAGCUAUCUGUUUGUCGGUGGAUUUCUUCGGGGCGCUUAGAGCAGCCCACGCAAGAACCUGACUCCCUGGUUUGAUCGCCGAAGUCAAGAAGGCUUCUCCGAGCAGAGGAAUCCUUAGAGAGAACUUUGGUCCAGUGGGAAUUGCUCAAGCUUAUGAAAACGGUGGAGCUGCAUGUGUCAGCGUUCUAACAGACGAGAAGUUCUUCAAGGGAGGCCUCGAAAAAUUGGAAGCAAUAAGGAGUGCCGGUGUAAAGUGCCCCUUCGUCGUAGACCCAUUCCAAAUGUACUAUGCUCGGGCUAAGGGUGCCGAUGCGGUAUUGCUUCUCGCUACUGUGUUGACUGAUCUAGAGAUUACUUACAUGCUUAAGCUCUGCAAUAGGCUCGGUCUCGCUGCACUGGUCGAGGUGCAUGACGAGAGAGAGAUGGGUCGUGCUCUUGGAAUCGAGGGGAUCGAGCUUGUUGGCAUCAAUAACCGAAAUCUCGGAACGUUCGAAGUUGACAUAAGCAACACGAAGAAGCUUCUCGAAGGAGAGCAUGGUCGAGUCAUCCGAGAGAGAGACAUGAUCGUGGUCGGAGAAUCCGGUCUCUUCACACCCGAAGACAUCGCCUUUGUACAAGAAGCCGGUGUUAGAGCGGUUUUGGUUGGUGAAUCCAUCGUGAAGCAGAACGACCCCAAGAAGGGAAUAGCCGGCCUCUUCGGACGAGACAUAUCCAGAUAGAUAAAGCCCUGUUGUUGUCCCAUCAGAUUCUUUACAUGUCCAAAUAAGUACUACUAGUACUGUAAUACAUAGUAAUCUUGUUUUUUUUUUAUGUAAAAAAA